This is a messenger RNA of Odontomachus brunneus, 2958 nucleotides long. RefSeq names its product WD repeat-containing protein 36. Lineage: Eukaryota; Metazoa; Arthropoda; Insecta; Hymenoptera; Formicidae. Gene Ontology annotation, biological process: rRNA processing. The transcript is spliced from 4 exons. Bases 257 to 2926 code for a protein of 889 amino acids. Gene Ontology annotation, cellular component: small-subunit processome; Pwp2p-containing subcomplex of 90S preribosome. Gene Ontology annotation, molecular function: protein binding. The record is from RefSeq and is a predicted model, not a curated record.
CACUGCCGUGGACGCCGCAGGCGAAGCGUGAAUGUGAAUAUAACCUCUUCCUUUUGAAUCCGUUAAGAUUAAAGAAGUGUGCUAAUUGGAAAAAUAAAUUGACCAGCCGGAAGUAUCUAAAGCCACAAAAAAGAAAAUUAUUCUGAUUCUGGUCAUUCUGUUUCGAUCGUGCCAAUAAGGUUAAGUGAAUCGAAGCAUGAUAACCUGUGCCGACAAGUUCUGGCACACGUGACGAGCUGAAAGGAGAACACGCAGCAUGGUGCAGAGCAGAAUAUUCGCACGAAAUCGUGCGCUCGGUUAUGUCAGCAAUCACAUACCGCUCGUGACGCGAUAUAUCCUCAAGAGGAAGGAGCACUUGGUGAUCACCUGCGUCGGCAGGGCGUUUCACACGUACGGAUGCAAGCAUUUUACGCUGUUGAGCGUGUCCGGCCUGCAUCCGGACAACAUCACCUGCCUAGCCACCGAUACAUUCCAUGUAUAUACAGCUAGCGCGAACAAUGUAUAUGCAUGGCGUCGGGGUACAGACUUGAAGCACACUUACAAGGGCCAUGAGCACCCGGUGCACUUGCUGCUACCAUUCGGCGCUCACUUGCUGUCGGUCGAUGAGAGCAGUAAUCUGAAGGUAUGGGACAUCAAAGAGGAGACACAGUUGCUGGAGCUAUAUUUCAACAAUGUUACGUUCAGAAUCACCACGAUAAUGCAUCCAAACACUUACAUGAACAAGAUCCUGUUAGGCAGUGAGCAAGGCCAGUUGCAGCUGUGGAACAUCAAAAGUAUGAAGAUGAUUCACAUAUUCAAGGGGUGGGAUAGUGCUGUUACUGCGUUGGAGCAAGCUCCAGCAGUGGAUGUGGCAGCGGUAGGCUUGAAGAAUGGCAGGAUUAUCCUACACAAUCUCAAGUACGAUGAGAGCAUCUUCGACCUGGUGCAGGAUUGGGGCUCAGUGGUGUCGAUCAGUUUCCGCACGGAUGGUCAACCAAUCAUGGCGACUAGCAGCCCGUGUGGUCGUAUCGUGUUGUGGAACCUGGAGCAACGUAAAGUGGAAAAUCAGAUGACCCAGGCGCACAAUAAAGCUAUCACCGGCCUGAAGUAUAUCCCGAACGAGCCACUGUUGCUCUCGUCCUCGGCCGACAACUCCUUGAAGCUGUGGAUAUUCGAUUCGUCCGAUGGCGCAGGCAGACUCCUGCGGAUUCGAGAAGGCCACGCUGACCCACCGACGCUGGUGCGUUUCUACGGGAGCGACGGUAACUACCUGCUGACAGCGGGCGGCGAUUCCUCGCUCCGGUUGUUCUCCACCGUCACGGAGAUACUGAACAAAAAUUUAGGCAAAGCGUCGUUCAAUCGCAAGUCCUCCAAGAGGAGGUCUCGCUUGGUCGAAGACCCGCUGCAAAUGCCGCCGAUCGUAGACUUCUCUACCGAGAUGACGAGAGAGAAAGAAUGGUGCAAUGUAGCUGCGAGACAUUUCAACAUGGCUGUAGUCUCCACGUGGUCGACUCAUCUGCAGAAAAUGGGAGAGUUGAAACUGACGCCUAAGAGGUUCCAGGGUAAGCGCAACGUUACGGCGACCAGCCUGUGCAUUACCAAGUGCGGCAAUUUCGUCGUGAUCGGCUAUAGUACAGGACAUGUGGACAAGUUCAAUAUACAGUCCGGGAUACAUAGAGCGUCUUACGGGGGUGAGGAAGGCGCUCACGAGGGCACCGUCAAGGGGGUUAUGGUCGACGAUCUGAUGCAAACUCUUAUGACCGCUGGCGAAGAUAGACUGGUCAAGUUCUGGGACUUCAAGCCCAAGCAAGAUGUAACUACAACGAGAACGAUAUUAAAGAUGGAAAACUCGAUCGAAUGGAUACGAUACCACAAUGAGAGUUCUCUCAUAGCUAUAUCCUUGGAUAAUUGCACUAUCGUAUUAUUGGAUAUGGACACUAAGAAUAUAGUUCGGUGUUUCGAACACGAGGCUCCAGUAACAGACGCGUGCUUCAACCCCGACUCCAGGUGGUUGAUCACAGCAUCUACGGACGGCACAAUUCGCACUUGGGAUAUACCAUCUUCACACAUGAUAGAUAUCUUUGAGGUUCCUGAGACUUGUAUGUCCUUAAGCUUCUCCCCAACCGGUGAGUUCCUGGCGACAGCGCACAGGGGCAAUCGAGGGAUCUUCCUAUGGUCAAAUCGUAUGCUCUUCUCAUAUAUUUCGCUGAAAGCCGUCAGCAAGGACAGCAUGAUACCCGAGAUAGAACUCCCUGGCGUGUUUGUGGAAAUCGAGAAGUCCGACGACAAUGAUGAUGUCGUCGCCGCGGAGCCAGACUACGUGUCGCCCGAUCAGCUCGAUGCUAGUCUCAUAACAAUGUCCGCCGUAGCGCAAUCCAGGUGGCAGAAUUUACUGGACAUCGACAUCAUCAAACAGAGAAACAAGCCGAAGCAGGCGCCGAAAGUACCAGAGACCGCACCGUUCUUCCUACCUACGAUUCCAUCGCUCGACAUGCGCUUCGAUUUCUCGCAUCUUAAGAUCAAUGAAAAGGCCGAGAAGCAGGGCGCGAAUUCCGUUUUGCAGAAUGUCACGUCGCUCAGCAAAAGUUUGAAAUCCGUUGCUGCAACCGAUGACUUCUCAAUCGUGGUGGAGAGACUGAAGACGAUGAGCGCCAGCGCCAUCGAUUUUGAGAUCCAGUCAUUGUCCUUUGACGAGAUCUCGUCCGAGUCAUUGUUGUUGCAGUUCAUGAAAACGAUCUGCUUCAUGAUGGAACGGCAAGUGGACUUCGAACUGUCGCAAGCGUACUUGGCGGUGUUCCUCAAGUGGCACGGCACGACGUUGACGGAAAAGGAUACGCUACGGGAUUACUUAAGGGUGAUUCAAGAGGUGCAAAAGAAGAACUGGCAUAUCUUGCGAGAUAAAUUAUUUUAUAAUAUCAGUGUCGUACAAAAUCUAAAAAAAAUGUAACAUAAAUAGAUAAAACGUACGAACUGUUAUGA